AAAAUAUGACAUGCGGCUAAAAUUUAAAAGAAAUGGGUCUCAUGCCAAAAAGAGAAUGAAAACAAAAUUGUGUGGUUGUGAUUGAAGAAAAAAGAAUAGAUUUUGUGGUUGAAAUUGUCCGUUCGUUAAUCGGACGGAUGUGUUAUUGGUUUAUAUAUUUUGAUUGAUUUAGAAAUCCAUACAGUAUUUAUAAAUCCAAGUAAAAUAUACAAAUUUUCAAAUUCUCUCUGAUUAGUAUUUACAAAUCCGGAGGUUUUCCCUCAGAUUUGAGCAUUUGUAUUUUUAACAAAGAAAUCCAUGCAAAUCUAUUCAAAUACAUUAUGAAAUCAAAUCUAUUAGUAAAUCCGUAUGAUUGAAUAACACCUGAUUUGAAUUAGAAUUUAUGAAUCACUAAACGAAUAACACAUGAUUUCAAUACGUAUUUUAAAAUCAUAGAACCAAUAACACUAGAUUUAGUUUAGAUUUUUAAAUCCAUCAAAAUACACCAACCAAUAACCCCACGUAAAGUGGUAAUCUAUCCAUCCCUCGAAUCACUUAGAUUAAACUUAGUUGUGUGAGAACUUUUAAGGUCACUUGGACCAUAUUAGAUUAAAGCCCAUUUGAUAAAACAAAGAUUAAAGUCUUAAUUUGAAGUAGAAGUGGUUGGGCGGACUCUUUAGCAAGAGAAAUAAGAAUUAGUGGCUAUAUUUUCUUCCGUAUAGAUAAGACACAGAUAGACGAAGGUGCUUUUCGGAGAAUCGGCUUAUCUGACCAAACACUUUAUCUAUUUUAUAUGGAUAACUGAAAAAAAAAACUCCACAUCUUCUGAUUCUACUAAACUAGCAUUCGUGCAGCUAAGAUGGAUCGUAUCGGAAGUCUACCUAACGAUGUUAUUUGUCAUAUAUUGUCUUUCCUGACGACAAAGGAAGCUGGUUUAACCUCGAUUCUCUCCAAAAGAUGGCGUAAUCUCUUCACACUCGUCCCUAGCCUCGACAUUGACGACUCCGUGUUUCUUAUUCAUGAAGAAGGUAAGCGGGAACGAGAUGGUAUUCUUGAAAGCUUCAUGGAUUUCGUGGAUAGGGUUUUGGCUUUGCAAGGUGAUACUCACAUCAAGAAAUUCUCCUUGAAAUGCAAAACUGGCAUCGACACAGACCGUGUGAACCUUUGGAUAUGUAAUGUCCUCCAACGUGGCGUUAAAAGCCUUGAACUUGUCCUAGAUUUUCAUGGAUCCGAUGAUGACAACUAUAUGUAUUUUCUGCCCGAUGAGAUGUUCGUUAGUACCAAACUGGUAGAGCUGAGUUUAAGAAGCGAGUUUGGUGUUGAUUGGUCGCGUAGAGGUGCAGACACUUUCUUACCAAUGCUUAAGACUCUCACCUUUGAAUCUACGUGGAUUCUGUUGUGUGAAGAUCUCGAGGUGUUCCUCUCUGCUUUCCCUGUUCUCGAGGAGUUCCACAUGGCUGAUAUUGCGUGGCCGCAAAUGGAUGAAUCCGUGUCAAGUCAAAGCCUCAGGAAGUUAACUAUCUACGCUAGCGGUUUCCGUGACUUUCGAAAUCCGAAGAGCAUUUCGUUUGAUACUCCGAAUCUAGUUUACCUUGAGUAUUCUGAUUAUGUUGCCGCGGAUUAUCCAAAAGUUAACUUGCCCGAUCUAGCUGAGGCUGUACUCGACCUUAAGUUAAAUGGACGUGACAUUUUACUAAUACGAGCACCAAAUGAUGAAGAUGAUGUUUCUCUGCGUCUUAGAAAUGUGUGGAAGCUCAUAACUGGCUUAAGAAAUGUUCAGAGACUUAUCAUUUCUGCUGAGACUCUUGAGGUACUGUCUCUAUGCUGUGAGUCGAUGCCGGUGUUCAACAACCUCAAAUGUCUAGGUAUUAUUAGUGCUGAUGAUUUGGGAUGGCAAGCAAUGCCGGUUCUCUUGAGGAAAUGUCCACAUGUAGAAACUCUAGUCCUUGAGGGUCUCUUACACUAUGUGACUGACAAAUGCGGGGAUGUAUGUGACUGCAUAUCUCGGGAGGACAAAGGGCGUUCUCUUUUAUCAUGUCCAGUAAAGAAGUUGGAGAUCAGAGAGUUUCAAGGAACAGUUAGAGAGAAAGAGAUGAUAAGGCAUUUCUUGGAGUAUUUCCCUUGUUUGGAUGAUAUGGAAGUAUAUGCCGACGACCAGAAUGCUACAAACUUGGAAGGAAAUAUAAUUUUUAAAAUCAUCGCACAUAAGGUCGACGAGGAGGAGGUCUCCACCAAGACGGUGCUAUUAUUAUAUGGCAAAUUGUUUUCUGAGAGUAUGUCCCAAACCCAGAUGGAGGAGAUCUCCUCUCAGUUUACACCCCGCAACAAAAAAAAUAAGUACGAUUUUUUUUACAUCUUGCAUGGAGCUCCUCCUCCAACGCAGGAGAUGUCUCAGGACCUUAAAGAGCAGCUUGAUGCUGCUAAGACCAAACUUGCGGAAUUUAAUGAGGAAUAUAAGGAGAGGCAACGAGUCCAUGAUGCUAUGUUUGAUGGAAUUGUUGAUCAGAACACGAUGAUAGCAUCAGCAUUGAAGGCUCGACAAUCUGCUGCAGAAUCAGAGGCGUCUAACGAUCAGGAGAAGAAGCGGGACUUCGGGGCUCUGUUUGAAAUCAUGGCGUACCUGUCUCCAGAUUUUGCAACAGCGUUGACAGCUACGUGGGACUGACUUAGAGCUAGGGGAGGCGUCGAGGGAUCAGGGGGAGAUGACCAAGCUCGACCAAACUAUGUCCACAGCUGUGGCAGCGUAUGUUUUGCCCCGAGAUGGACACUAGAUUUAUGAUUGUUUCUAAUUUGUAAAACUUAUACUUAUAUUACUCCCUCAGUAUCACUUUAAGUGAUGUUUAGAGUAAAUAAAAUUGUUUCAAAAUAAUUGAUAUUAUCAUUAUUCUAGAUAGAAUUUAAUACAAUUAAAUUUUGUGACAA
This is a messenger RNA of Brassica napus (rape), 2901 nucleotides long. RefSeq names its product F-box/LRR-repeat protein At3g58940-like. Gene Ontology annotation, molecular function: protein binding. The transcript has 4 exons. Bases 839 to 2644 code for a protein of 601 amino acids. The record is from RefSeq and is a predicted model, not a curated record. Lineage: Eukaryota; Viridiplantae; Streptophyta; Magnoliopsida; Brassicales; Brassicaceae.